CUUGGUUCUCUCUCUUUCUCUGCGCAGAUCAUCCACCGCGACCUCGCCGCCAGAAACGUUCUCGUGGAUCACAACAAGCUGUGCAAAAUCGCCGACUUCGGCAUGUCGAGGUUCGCCAACGAGGAUGGCGAGGUGAUCGAGACUAGACACGGCAGAAAUGCCUUACCCAUCCGAUGGAUGGCCCCCGAAUCUUUGAUCUACUCCCUAUUCACGACGAAGACCGACGUCUGGAGCUUCGGGAUUCUGAUGUGGGAGAUCGUUACUUUAGGUUCAACACCGUACCCGGAUAUGACGGCGCGGGAAGUCAUGCGGAACGUGCACAACGGUUAUCGGCUGGAGAGGCCUUCGCACUGUCGAACCGAGCUCUUCAGGGUGAUAUCCCGAUGCUGGCACGCCGAUCCCGACCGCAGGCCAGAGUUUCAGAUCCUACGUAGGGAUCUCGCUCAGCUGCUGGAGGACAACAUGAACGGGCACUACGUGGACCUCGAGAGCUUUGCCUCCGAGUGCACCGAUUGAGAGAGGUCGACGGAGGAAACCUCAGGCUCAUCCUCGAUCGCACCGGGAAAUUGAUCCCGUGGAAAAAUUCGCGCUCAGCACACGCGUUGGUGCUACGUGAGCAGGGAGAUUUUUUGACAUACCAUUGAUCUUCGAAGCGACUUUCCUUCGCGAGUACAGAACGUAAUUGAGAUUAUCCCAAAAGAUCGAAUUCUGCGAGGUCUGGAACGUCUUACGUUCUUACUGUUUUUGACCUCCAAAAUUCGUAGGAAUUUUGUACGAAGUGUAUUCUAUAUUUUGUAAAAUACGCUUGAAAAUAGAGUCGAUAACUGGGGGCUACUUGAGAUAAUGGAGAAAUAUCAAAAAAUGUUUCGUUGUAGGAAAUUCGUCGAUCCGCACGUAAAAAUCGCAAUCCGUCCACAUUUGCAUGGGUCUUAUUAUCGCUGUGCAAUAGCAGAAUCUAAUGACAAGAUACGAUGUUAAUUUAUUAUUACGUGAAUACGAUCGACGUAUACUCGGCAACAACAUCGCAUACAUUCGUAAUAAUUACGAAUGAAUUUUUAUCAUUGGAUGCUUUUACGAUUCGUUGAAGUACAUGUAUAAUUAAUUAUGCAAUUUCCAUCUUGUUGAAGUACGCAGA
Molecule: messenger RNA, 1135 nt
Organism: Temnothorax curvispinosus
Lineage: Eukaryota; Metazoa; Arthropoda; Insecta; Hymenoptera; Formicidae
Product: tyrosine kinase receptor Cad96Ca-like
Exons: 2
Coding region: 103-516 (137 amino acids)
Biological process (GO): positive regulation of kinase activity; protein phosphorylation; multicellular organism development
Cellular component (GO): signaling receptor complex
Molecular function (GO): transmembrane receptor protein tyrosine kinase activity; ATP binding
Source: RefSeq, a predicted model, not a curated record